Messenger RNA from Serpula lacrymans var. lacrymans S7.9, 1671 nucleotides. RefSeq names its product glycosyltransferase family 22 protein. The transcript has 7 exons. Gene Ontology annotation, cellular component: endoplasmic reticulum membrane. NCBI's taxonomy places the organism in Eukaryota, Fungi, Basidiomycota, Agaricomycetes, Boletales, Serpulaceae. Bases 1 to 1671 code for a protein of 556 amino acids. Gene Ontology annotation, molecular function: alpha-1,2-mannosyltransferase activity. The record is from RefSeq and is a predicted model, not a curated record. Gene Ontology annotation, biological process: GPI anchor biosynthetic process.
AUGAAAUUGUUGGCUAUCUUUCUUCGCCUUACUAUCGCGAUAACCACCCAGAGCUUUUUCCAACCUGACGAGUAUUUUCAAUCUUUAGAGCCAGCACACCAUCUUGUCUUUGGUUACGGACGUCUCACUUGGGAAUGGCUUUCCCCGUAUCCAUUGCGUAGUGUGCUCUACCCCGCCCUCAAUGUACCAGCAUACUAUUUCAUAAAGUUAAUUAUUCAUGGUCUUCUCGGAUCAUUGACAGACAUCUGGGUCUGCGAAUUGGCGAAAAUGGUGCUCGGUAUAGAUUUCGUAUCACCAACUUAUUUUUUAUCCCUGACCUCGUUCUUCCAUGUCCUCUCUCUCUCUCGUUCCCUAUCGAACUCCCUUGAAACAUCUCUGACGACAAUCGCGCUCAGUUACUACCCUUGGGAUACUUUUUCAUCCUCUCAUUCGUUACAGAAUAGAAUAGGACUGGCAAAGUCAACUGCGUUUGCCGCUCUAGCUUGCGUAAUAAGGCCCACAAAUGCAAUCAUAUGGCUCUAUAUGUAUGGUGCUUUGCUCUGGCGUGUAAGGAAAACAAGACACGCUAUCACUAUGCUUGGUGAUAUAAAUUCCACUUACUAUGGCGCACCGACUUUGACAUCGCUGAACUUCCUCUGGGUCAAUCUUUCCUCGGUAUCCCUUUUCUACGGAUCAAGUCCUUCUCAUUACUAUCUGUCCCAAGCACUCCCAAUUUUGUGCACUACUGCUCUUCCAUUCGCACUACAUGGUUUUUGGCUAAUCAUUCAAGGCUCAGAUCCAAAGUCGAAAUUGCUAGCGGGAUGUGCAGCAUGGACUGUAUGCAUAUAUUCCCUGGCUGGACACAAAGAAUGGCGAUUCUUACACCCAGUGCUUCCUAUGCUACAUGUGAUUGCAUCUAAAUCGCUCGUAGAUCUUUACCGCCGUGGAAUUCGCCAUAACAAGGAGGAUAAGCGCCGCUCUAGAUCGCCCACGAAAACAAAACUGCCAACUAAAGCUUCUCUCCCGCGGCUUCCUAUCCGUACCGGCCACCUGUACCUUUUGUUGCUUAGUGUUCCGGCUUCGGUAUAUGUCGCGUGGUUCCAUUGUACUGGGCAGGUCAAGGUCAUGUCAUACCUGCAGAGCCUGCCCGCAGACCAAUUAACGACAGUCGGGUUUCUCAUGCCUUGCCAUUCGACUCCUUGGCAAGCCCAUUUGCACAGGCCUUCGCUGGCCGGGCACGGAAGGAUGUGGGCAUUAGGAUGUGAACCUCCUCUUGGACUUCAAAAUCUGACAAACUACAAGGACCAAACUGACAUAUUUUACGAGUCGCCCUAUGAUUACAUACAAAAGCACUUCCCAUCUACCGUACAACCCACCUAUCCCGCCUCGCCAUUCCCCAGCUCAGUCCCGGGGGCCUCUGCCAGGGACAGACGCCAAGAUACAGAUGGCGGCCAUGAUUCGUGGGAUCUCGGAUGGAAACAUGAGUGGCCAGAAUACUUCGUUAUGUUUGGUGCACUUUUACGAGAGCCUGGGGUAUUGGAAUUACUUCAAGAAAGAAGUUAUGCUGAGGUCUGGAAGGGUGGAAUGGACUGGGAGGGAGAAGGCAAGAGGAAAGGGGCGGUAAGGUACCUUAUAACACUAGUUCAAGCUUCAAAGUUUAAGAGUAAAUUUUUCUGGAACUGUGGAUUGUAG